Messenger RNA from Aegilops tauschii subsp. strangulata, 1488 nucleotides. RefSeq lists its product as uncharacterized. Lineage: Eukaryota; Viridiplantae; Streptophyta; Magnoliopsida; Poales; Poaceae. The record is from RefSeq and is a predicted model, not a curated record.
CCACAGAAGGAGCUGGACGCUAUGAUGGCCAAGCCUGAGCUGAUGGAGUGUUUCGACAUGGACGCCUUCGUCGACCUGACCACUGCUUUCACCGCGCUACCGCCUGUCAUGGCAAGCUCCUUCGCCGACAGUGGCGCGAAGAAGCUGAUGGUCGAUGAGGAGUCGUCGGAUGGGAGCGGCGGCGAUGCCAUCCUGGGGUUCGACCCGUUCAUGCUGUUCCAGCUCCCCUGCUCGGACACGUACGAAUCCAUCGACAGCCUCUUCGCCGGUGACGCCGUCAUCCAGGAUGCCCUCGGCGUCGACAGUGGCAUCAUUGGCAUGGAGGGUGUCAGCCUCUGGAGCUUCGAGGAGUUCCCCAUGGACAGCGCCAUUUUUUGACGUUUUCCGUGCGAUGCGCCCGAUUGGUUGAAACGAAGGAUGGGUGCAGCCGAUGCAUGGCUACUGCAUGAUUGCUUCCUUGACGAAUGCAGAUUCGUCGGACUGUAUGUGCAGAUGUACUGCUGGCCGCCUGUAUCAAACUGUAUUGUACUCUGCCAUGAUUUGUGCUAGUCUUUCCUACUGUUGGUCAAUCGUCUUACGAAUUGAUCAUGUCGGCAGUGCCGUCUAUGAUUGUGCUUGUGCUUGCGGUUGUCAAUUCCAAAUAAGUUUGUGAACCUGGUUAUCUUGUGUCACCCGCCCAUCAUGCCAUGUUCUGUUGGAUUGUAAAUUUAUUAAUUCAGUUAAGGCCUCUUUGAUUCAAAGGAUUCUUAAGGAAUGAGGUGAUUCGUAGGACUAAAAUCCUUAGGAAUUUCUCCUUUGUAUUCAUUUGUACUGGUUUUCAUAGGAAGAUUUCGUUCCACUCCAACCUCAUAUGAAGAAUCGUGCAUAAUCAAACGCCCAUAUUGAUCAUGCAGUACUAAAGAUGACAUAUCACUUCAUUCCAGUUUUUUUUUCACAAAGCGAAUCAAAGAGGCACUUAAGCUAUAUAAUCUGGUUGUAUUCGCUACAUUGUGUAGUUGAUCUUCUUUACAUUACAUAAUAAUAAGGAUGUUAAUCUUUGGUGGUGGUCCGUUCGGCUUUGGACUGGAGUGAUUUUUUUCUUCCCUGAAUGUGGGGGCUCGCACGCAAUUUAAGGCAAAUCUCUGGAAUCUACAGAACUAACCGCCACCGCUUCGCCUUUGAAACCAAAAGAUUUAUCAUCAUCAUCAGUGAUGUAAAAAAAGGUUCAUCAUCAGCAGAGAUAUUCUUCACUUCUUAUAUUGUGUAUAUGCGUCACCUACUUAUCGUGUCAUUUUGAGUUGGAUUAUGCAUUAAGAUGGCAAUUUGCUGAAUUCAGCUAAACUGUACAAUAUGCGAUCACUUCAUUGUGCAGUUGAUCCUUAACUACUACAAAGAUGUCAAUAUGUGGCUGUUGGAUAGUUGGCACACCUUCAUCAAGGGAAUAGAGUAGCAACAGGUGUUGCUUAGAUGGUGGCUUCAGGCUGACUAAUGUAUUACUUUGUAUAUGGU